This is a messenger RNA of Durio zibethinus, 1723 nucleotides long. Its product is annotated as putative disease resistance protein At5g45440. NCBI's taxonomy places the organism in Eukaryota, Viridiplantae, Streptophyta, Magnoliopsida, Malvales, Malvaceae. The record is from RefSeq and is a predicted model, not a curated record. Gene Ontology annotation, molecular function: ADP binding.
AUUGUACUAUAGGGGUCUAAAGUGUUUAAUUCACUCAACAAGACAGCGUGUUACUUUUCCUCUCCUUUAAUCCAUUUUUAAUUUUUAUAUUUUUUUUUAUGCAAUUAUUUUGUGUUUUGCAUUCACUUUAUUCGCUUUUCUCUUGUAUAUAUAUCCAAUCAACCCAUAAGCUUCUAACCACCCAAAGAAAUUGAAUUCCUAUUCUCUUCCCGCAUUCUAUUGUUAUUCUUUCCUUUGGCCCUUUUGCUCUUCAUCGCAAUCUCAUUUUCCACCUUAAUUUGGGUUACUGGUAUUUGCAUAAGAUAUGUUGAUGGGACUGCUCCUUGCAAUCUCUGCUUUCCAAUGAAAAUUUGUUGAAUUUUGUACAGCAAUCCUUCCGACGGUCAAAAAUCGACAAAAGUUACAUAUCCUAGAGCUUCUAAAGUAUCAUCAUGAGUUCGAGUAGCAAAAAAGAGAUUUUGUAUGACGAGUUUCUGAAGACUUUGCCUAAAGAUGAUGAGGAAUCAUCCCCAUCGUACAUCCAGGAAACGAUUAAGUCCUUGUGUCCUAAGAUCACUACUUCAGGUUCUGCGGACCAUUCUAUUAAAAAUUAUGGGGGAGAUGGGAUCCAAGAAGAAUCGGAUCCAGGUCUUGGACUCACUACAGAUGAAAAAAAGAAACAAUUUCUAGAGAAGAUUUAUGAGCCAGUGGAACAAUCUGAGGUUCAGGGUUUCGAUUAUGACGAGAAGUCAUUGAAAAUGUUGCUUCUCAAUGAAAAAAGCCAAGAUUCGAUCAAGCUAAUUGGCGUUGUCGGGGUGCUUGGUGUUGGGAAAACAACACUAUGUCGCUUAAUUUUCAAUGAAGAAGAAGUGAAGCAACGAUUUGUUCCAAGGAUUUGGAUAUCCAUGUCCGAAGAGCUCAAAUCAAUGGAGGAUGUUGUAAAAAGAAUGCUGGAACAUCUUGGAGUUGAAGAAGAAAUCAUCGAGUCCAUUUCUAAUGAUCAUAAACUUCCUGGGUUGCUUUACUCUCUUCACCUGAAACUGAAAGGGAAGAGGUUUCUGAUUGUGUUUGAUGAUGUACGAAACAAGGAGGAGUACUAUGAAAAACUAGAAUCUUGUCUUAGAGAUGGACAUGGAUUCCCGAAAGGGUCUGGAGGAGCGGUCAUUGUCUCAAGUAGGAAUCAGGAGGCAAUAAAGAAGAUGGUUGAGGAGCAAAACUUGCAUCGUUUGCUGCCCCUUUCAGAUCCAGAUUGCUGCUGGGGUAUAUACCGGGACCCAGAUGAUUCAAAAGGAGAAAAGGAUUCGACUCGACUAGAAGUUAUGAAAGAAGUAAAAGAGGAACUGAAGAAGAAGUGUGGAGGUUUUCCUCUGGCUGCGAGAAUCAUGAGAGAAAUCAAUCAUCUUCACGAGGAACAAAUGUUACAAAAUGAUGGUUUAAAGCAAGCAUCUGCAGCUCCAAAGGACGGUUCUGGUGAAGCAACUACAACUUAAAAAUAUAGUUCGAUUGAAGCAUCUACAAGUUCAAAAGAAGGCUAAAUGGUGUUAGCCAAUUGAAUAUCACUACAUAUGCAUAACAAUAUUUUAUAUUUUUUCUAAGAAAUUUCUCUUUUUUAUUACGCAAAGAGUUGCUCUAUUUUUACGAUUUUAUCUUUAUGUAUUGGAGUUUGGGGGUUUCAUCCCAUAUAUAUUUUCAGAACUUAAUUUCUAGCUGUAAUGGAUUUUCUUAUUGACAAUAAAAGAAGUAU